GGUAAGGUCUUUCACCACUUCGAUGUGGAUACAAGAUAGUGAAUCAAUAUCGCGUGAAAAUUGCAUGCUUCAUGGCUACAACAAGGAAACAUGCACUUGUGUUUGGGGCGUCUGGUGUCUCAGGCUGGGCGGUUGUCAAUCAACUUCUCCAGGAUUAUCCAUCACCAGGCACAUGGAGCAAGGUUACCGCUCUAACAAAUAGGCCACUGACUUUCGAGACUUCUCAAUGGCCAACAACAAACAAGCUUGAGAUCAUUUCAGGACUCAAUCUCCUAGAGAAAGCUCAAGAGACGUUCGAAGAACAGGUCAAGAGUAGAAUCACAGAUAUCACCACAGUCACACAUGUUUUCUACUAUGCCUAUAAAGCCAGCACGAAUUUUGAGCAGGAGAAAAGGGAUGCUGUGGAUAUGCUGUCUCGAUCAAUCACGGCUGUUGAUAAACUCUCACCAGUCUUGGAGUUUGUGGCCUUCCAAACAGGCGCAAAGAUGUACGGAUUCCUUCUCCAGGAGGAUCAUUACUUCCCGACGCCGCUCCGUGAAUCAUUGCCUCGACUUAAACCACCUUUCAGUGACCAGCUAUUUUAUCACGAUCAACUCGACUGGCUAGAUGCUUACUCCGCGCAAAAGUCGUGGACGUGGUGCGAAACAAGGCCUGAUAUUAUCAUUGGAUUCGCUCCGAACCACUCAGCUUACUCACUAGCGGCAUCUCUUGCCAUUUACUUCUCUCUGUGGCGAGAAAUCAACGGUCCUGGCAGUGUGGUUCCAUUUCCUGGGAACCAAAAGAGUUGGCAAGCCAAGCAUAACGAGGCUGGAAGCGAUAUGAUCGCUAAGCAAACCAUCUUCUUGUCUUUGCACAGUAACAUCAGUGGGAACGGAAAUGCUUUCAAUGUCGCAUCUUCGCCAAACCAUGAAACGUGGGAAGAAAAAUGGCCACAACUGUGCAAGUAUUUUGGCCUUCAAUCUGCACCGCCUAGCGGUGAGUCGAAAGAAGUUCGACAGUAUAUCAAUGAUCACCUCGAUCGAUGGCGGAAGAUAGAAGAGACAUUUCAACUUCGAACGGAUAUCGCCCAGUCAGAAGUGACCAUGCCAGGGUUUGAGAUUUUGCACCUAACAUUGGCCGACUUUGAUCGACACUACGACUUGAGCAAGAUUUACGGCGCAGGCUUCCGCGACAAGAACACAGUCAUGGAAACAUGGGGAUUGACUUUCGAUAGAAUGAGGAAGGCGAAAAUGAUCCCAUAGUAUAAGUCUAUCAGGACGAGAAUUGAAGAUUUCCUAUAUCGUGAUAUAUUGCUGUGCAGACUGCUCCAUAAGCUGAGCUGAUGGGUGACCAGCCACAUAACCAGGCUUCAUAGCUCCAUGCCAAACAUCUGCUUCCCUAGUGCGCGUGAAAUCUU
This is a messenger RNA of Exophiala viscosa, 1396 nucleotides long. RefSeq lists its product as uncharacterized. NCBI's taxonomy places the organism in Eukaryota, Fungi, Ascomycota, Eurotiomycetes, Chaetothyriales, Herpotrichiellaceae. The transcript is spliced from 3 exons. Bases 72 to 1241 code for a protein of 389 amino acids. The record is from RefSeq and is a predicted model, not a curated record.